Messenger RNA from Octodon degus (degu), 531 nucleotides. It is a transcript of the gene Nps, whose product is annotated as neuropeptide S. The transcript has 4 exons. The coding region runs from base 1 to 531 and encodes 176 amino acids. Gene Ontology annotation, cellular component: extracellular region. The record is from RefSeq and is a predicted model, not a curated record. NCBI's taxonomy places the organism in Eukaryota, Metazoa, Chordata, Mammalia, Rodentia, Octodontidae. Gene Ontology annotation, biological process: neuropeptide signaling pathway; positive regulation of action potential; positive regulation of synaptic transmission, GABAergic.
AUGGAGCUUUGGAGAGUGAAACCUCUGAAGGUGGGCAAAAGCAAACAUUUUCUCCUUUCAGUUGUACAGGUCAAGCAUUUUGGACCCACCAACAGAAAAAAUAUCCCCAAAGUUGAUGGUUUCAAGCCCCAACAAAUCCUGCUGCUCUGCCUGCAGGCCAAGUGGCUGAACUCGCCAAUGAUAGUUGGGGAAUUCUGCUCCGAAUUUCUUGAUCGCUUCUUGGGAGCAGCAGACCUAUAUGAGGAUGUUCUUCUGAGGGCAAAGUGCAGCUCAUUAAAACUCAACUUUAUCUUAAUUCUGUGGCUUUCCACGAUGCCUGUGUUUUGGUGUUACCCAGCUCUGUCUUCUAAGGUGCCUGGAAAAUCUGAUUACUUUCUCAUCCUGCUGCACAGCUGCCCAGCCAGGCUGGACGCAAGCGAGGGACUAGCUUUUCUAAAGCCAAUUUUGGAGACAACACCUAAGAAAAGGUCCUUUCGCAAUGGAGUUGGCACGGGGAUGAAAAAAACUUCCUUUCGAAGAGCAAAAGCAUGA